CCGGACGACAACGGCUACAACCUGUGGGAAGAUAGGCUGUAUCAGCCGAGUAGCAGCAAGGGCUGGAUGCGAACCCGGGUGCUAGGAUACAGCCCGCCAAUCAACAAAUCUCUGUGGGGGUGGGACUGGCCAAUCAAAGGGUCCCUGCUAGAAGGCGGAGCCUGCCAACGAAAGGCUGUCCCUGUGAAGAGGCAGAAACCACGAAUCUACUAAGCAGGGGGUGGGGAUAUACUGCGCUUGCAGCUCAGCAUCCAUUUCUUCAGGUCCUUCAUUUCCCCUGGGACUGCAAAAUUAAAAUACCCAGGGCCCCGGACCAUAGCAGAGGAGAAUUAACACAGGGAGGUGAACCUGGGAGGCUGCCUGGCAGAGGUGGUGCCAGCUGCCCGUGGGUGGAGCCUCGUAGCCCAGCCCUGUAGCCCCGCCCCUGCCCUGUCGCUCAACUGGGCUCUAGCCAGCGCGCAGCAUCCAGCGCUGCGGGCUCCGGGCUAUGGACGCCCCGGGUGCUCCGGCCCCAGCCGCCGCCCCCAGCUCGGCGAGGAAGGAGCUGAAGAUAGUGAUCGUAGGUGACGGCGGCUGCGGCAAGACGUCCCUGCUAAUGGUGUAUUGCCAAGGCUCAUUUCCCGAGCACUAUGCCCCGUCGGUGUUUGAGAAGUACACAGCUAGUGUGACAGUGGGCAACAAGGAGGUGACCCUGAAUCUCUACGACACGGCUGGGCAGGAAGACUAUGAUCGGCUGCGGCCCCUGUCCUACCAGAACACACACCUCGUUCUCAUCUGCUAUGAUGUCAUGAACCCCACCAGUUACGACAACGUCCUCAUUAAGUGGUUCCCUGAAGUCACACAUUUCUGCCGAGGGAUCCCCACAGUGCUCAUCGGCUGCAAGACAGACCUGAGGAAGGACAAGGAGCAGUUGCGGAAGCUCCGGGCAGCCCAGCUGGAGCCCAUUACCUACACGCAGGGCCUGAAUGCCUGUGAACAGAUGCGAGGAGCACUCUAUCUGGAAUGCUCUGCCAAGUUUCGGGAGAACGUGGAAGACGUCUUCAGGGAAGCCGCCAAGGUGGCCCUCAGCGCCCUGAAGAAAGCGCAGAGGCAGAAAAAACAUAGGAUCUGCCUGCUGCUGUGACCCUGGGGACAGAGGGCCUGAGGGGACUAUCAUGGCCAGGGACCCAGGCCCAGGCUCCUCUUACAGUGUCUGACAUCUGGGAUUAGACUCUCAGAACAUUCUGGAAUGGCCCCUUUGGGUUCAGGCUGUAGUGCACUGGUGAAUGAGGGUGCCAGACCCACCAAUGUUCUUCUACCCCAGGACUGGCACUUGUCCCAGGCCAGAGAAGGGCCCUUGUCUCAGCCCCUCUUUGCCCCAAGCCAUGCGUGUCUCCCUUUCCAAACCCAACUCAUGCCUGAAACUCAGAACUGGCACCGAAAAUUGUGGGUAAACACGGAUACGCGACGCUGUUCACGAGAGUCCCAAGCCCACUGUUUCUGUCACGGGCUCCCUGAGCUCCUGAGAUAGGCCCAGCUACAUCCUCCAGCCCCUUCCUGCUUCCCCUCAGGAACUUGGGGACCACAGCCUAUCAGGAGAACACAGGCAUCAAGCCGGACAUGGGGCUGGCACCAGCCUCUCCCUUCCUACCACACUGAGGACUUCUGGCUCAGGCUUGGUCACAGCUUGGGACACGUUCAGAGGGAGAAGAAACAAUCUCUUGAAACAUCAAAAUAUACUCGGGCCAGCCAGGCCACCCACCUGAUCCCUGAUCCAGGUCUGGCCUCCAGCCCCAGCCAACUUCCACUGGAAACUCCUAAUGGCCAGGCUCAUCCCACCUUUAGGGGCCUCAGGCAAAUGGGCUCUCUCCCUAGACUAUGGCCCACCUGAAAAUGGCCAGGACUGUGUCAUUAGAUAGUCAAGCUCCUCAACGGCUCAAUUUCUGCCUCUGUUGGACGUGGAGCUCAGGAGUGGCCUACCUCUGCCUCAUUCCAAAACUGACAUGGCCACCCCUGCCCACCCUGGACAGUUUCUCUAGCCUGCUGACCACCAGUGUCUCCGACAGCAAAAUUCUUGAGUCCUGACACUCCUUCUGGACCGUCUAGAGUCUGCCUUUUAGAGCUGUUCAAGCCCGGUAUACCAGCUAAGUUUAGCGAAGGCACCGUCUGAGAAGAAACCAUGGCCUUGACUUGGCCCCCAGAGUCAGUGUGCCAAGGAGAGAGACUUCUCGUCCCCUUCCCCAAAUGCUCCAAGGCCCUGUUCUCCCCUGAGGACCCAACCAAGGACCUCUUGUUCUUUCAGAAUCCAAGGCCUUGUGGACAGAUCAUGGGAUACCGCAGCGGUCAGCAAACCACAGCCUGUGGGCCACGUGUGACCACUCCCUAUUUUUGUAAAUAAAGUUUUAUUGAACAGCCA
This is a messenger RNA of Mastomys coucha (southern multimammate mouse), 2395 nucleotides long. It is a transcript of the gene Rhof, whose product is annotated as ras homolog family member F, filopodia associated. The transcript is spliced from 5 exons. Gene Ontology annotation, biological process: small GTPase-mediated signal transduction; cell migration. Bases 488 to 1123 code for a protein of 211 amino acids. The record is from RefSeq and is a predicted model, not a curated record. Gene Ontology annotation, molecular function: GTPase activity; GTP binding. Lineage: Eukaryota; Metazoa; Chordata; Mammalia; Rodentia; Muridae.